This is a messenger RNA of Asterias rubens (European starfish), 2277 nucleotides long. RefSeq lists its product as uncharacterized. NCBI's taxonomy places the organism in Eukaryota, Metazoa, Echinodermata, Asteroidea, Forcipulatida, Asteriidae. Gene Ontology annotation, molecular function: 2-oxoglutarate-dependent dioxygenase activity. The transcript is spliced from 10 exons. The coding region runs from base 208 to 1902 and encodes 564 amino acids. The record is from RefSeq and is a predicted model, not a curated record.
UCCCCGUUUCGAAUCCACGGCUUCGGUUUUUCGUUCGGCUGAGUUGAGGGCGCAAUACCAACUCAGAUGUUUUAUCUUUUCACAACAACAAAACACAAGCAGCCUAGUCAAGAGGAAUUCUUGGUCCCAACAACUUAAUUCUGUCGAUGUUCUUUAUCCCCCAAGGUGAGAUACAGAAAUGUGAGACUGAUCAUGAAGAAUUGAACAAUGGCUUCCUUAAGAAUGAAGAUGCAUCCAUCACAGUCGAGUGUAACUUUAUUUACAAGAAUAUUACUAAUGUUCUUAAUUCCUUGUGCUGAUACAAAGUUUUUGCAAGGUCAUGGGAUGCAACUUGGCAAACAUAAAGACCCCAUUGGUCACAUAGAGAUACUUGAAGGGAUUCCAUCCUCAAGAGAGUUCUGGGAGAACUAUGCAGCUCAACGAAAGCCAGUCAUUUUUAGAGGAGCAGCCCACCUGUCAAAAGGGAUGCAUCUUUGGACGGAUGAUUAUUUAAUGGACAAUUUUGGGGAUUUGAAGGUAAAGAUCGAGUCAAAAUCUGAAAAAGAGAACAUUCCAACUGGAGUGAAAGGGCUUGGGCAGGAUACCAUCGCCAGUUUUUUAAGGAGUUAUCAGUCAAGGAAUGCAUACAUCGUCUCUCAACUUCCUCAGCCAAUGGCAUCUGGGGUCUCCGUGCUACCUUUUCUCACCUGUGGUACCUUUGUCAAACGGAUUCUGGAGGCUAAUUUGUGGAUGAGUAGCGGUGGCACAAAGAGUCUACUGCAUAGAGAUGCAGACAAUGCCAUCAAUUGUCUCUAUGCUGGAACAAAGGACUGGAUCUUCAUCCACCCCUCCUUUGAAGAUCACAUCCCAAUCGCUAAGGAAGAAGUUGAAGCUUAUGGGGGUUUUGCACUCUUGGAUCCUGACAAUGUUGAUCUGGAUAAGUACCCCUCUUUUGCUGAUGUGGACUGGACAUAUGCCAAUCUUACUGCUGGUGAUUGCCUAUACCUCCCCUAUGGUUAUUGGCAUCAGGUGCGCUCAUAUGGAACAAGAAACAUGGCUGUCUCGGUUUUGUUUUCACGACUGAGUGAUGUUGAUUUGAGUGACUGCAAUGACAAAAGCCAAGACUUUAUCCCUCUGACUGAAAUUAAUAUGGUGUUUACAUAUGAUGGAUAUGAAGAUCAGACAAUGGGUGAUACAGAUCCUUAUGAGCUUAAUGAGACAUUGAUUGAGUGGUGUCACUUGCAGGGAAUGCUGGACCACAGCAGUUUGAUGGAAAGUCUUCUUGAGGAAUUUGGAUUGGACUUUGGUGGAGAAAACAAGUUUCAGGAAACUACUGUGAUUUCCCAACACUUUGAUGAAGAUGUUCUGAAGGAAAUAAAUAUAAAAGAAAGUCUUGAAAAUAUUGUAAACAAGCUGAUGGAUAUAUUAGACGCCAACCAGGAUGGCAAACUAGUCUGUGAUAAAGAGCUUAAUGCUCUGUCUUUGAAAACGUUGACAACCUUGGCUAAUAUUUUGGACGGAGAUAGCGGAAAUACAGAGGACCAUGAGUUUUUUAGCUUCACUCCAGAUGAAAUAAGGGAUUUCUUACUUACAUGUAUGCAUGAAGCUGAAGCUCAUUCUAAUGGUGAACUGUAUAAGGCAGACUUUUUGACGUUAUACCAGGAGUAUGGUGGCUCCAAAAAGGGAGGAAUACAGGUGUACUCAAUUUUGGACAGUGGAAAUGAUAAUAUUGUUUCAAGAAAGGAAGUGGACGCCAACAUAGAGAAAGUACUGCUUAUGUUCAGAAAGAGCUUAAAAUCAUCCUUAAAGUCAGCCUCAGCCGAAAUGGAAACAAUUACAACAGAAAACAGGAAUACAGUAGACCGAGAGAAUGAAUUGAGGAACAAACAGCAUCAGAACCAACAGUCACAUGAAGAUCUCUAAAUGCAACUUCAAAAUAGUUUUCAUUUGUUAAAUCCAUAAUGUGUAGUGCACAGUUAAAACAAAAAAAUUGGGAAAGACUGCAAAUAAUAUAUCUUUUCACUCACCAUGUGAAGAUAAACAAAAAUCUAAAUAAUCCAAAGUUGUGAAAAUAGUUAACAAAUGAACUUACAUAAUUAAAAACUUAUAAUAUAAAGCAGUGUUUGAGGUCUCUAAAACUAUAUUAAUGCAAAGGGUGUUUUUGUUUAAAUGUUGUAUAGUUUCAAUAGCUCUUUAGCGCUUGCUUUUUUACUAAUUAACAUUUGAAGGCACUGAACACCUUUGGUAAUUGUCUUCUCAUUUGGUGUAACUCAACAUAUGCAUAAAAUAACUAAUCAG